This is a messenger RNA of Colletotrichum destructivum, 876 nucleotides long. RefSeq lists its product as uncharacterized. The transcript has 2 exons. The record is from RefSeq and is a predicted model, not a curated record. The coding region runs from base 24 to 731 and encodes 235 amino acids. NCBI's taxonomy places the organism in Eukaryota, Fungi, Ascomycota, Sordariomycetes, Glomerellales, Glomerellaceae.
CUUAGGCACAACGGCAUCUGGCGAUGUCUGCCCAAAGCAAAACUGACCACCCUCCCUUCAUAACACCGCCGCAAGGAACAUCCCAGGCGCUCAGCAAUCAUAGAACUAUCCUCAACAUCAGAAACAAAGUCGCUGCAUCUGUCCCGCACGAAGCAAAACCCACGAUGACAAUGACAAGUCCCCACCUCAAGACACUCAAAUCCAACGUCCCAAGCGAGUACGCCACUUCCUCCAGGGUGCGGCAGUGGCUGCUCGAGCACCUCCAGAACCGCAACGUCCAACUAAAAGACGGGCCCAAAACCUUCGUCUGUCAGUGGAAUGGCGCCGAGCUUCACUCGCUGCACCCAAAUCACAUCUUCGGCUCCCUCAUCUCCCAGGGUGUCGCCUCAGAAACAGCUCACCAUGUUGUUGGCGACAUAAUGGAGUGUCUCCAGGACUAUCGGAAUAGACGCGCGGCCUGUGUGGCGGCCGGCCAAGUAUGGUUUCCCGAUCCGGAGCCGGAGUCGCAGCCAAGUCCGAAACAGAGUCCCAGCCAGGAGCAGCACCAGCGUCUACUCCGCGAAGAUUGCGAAUCACUUUUAGAGCAGCCCGAUUCUUCUCAAAGCUGGUAUUCCUCAUUAACCGGUGCUAAGGGGGGGUUCCUCGCUGCCGGGCUCUCCCUUGCUGUUGGACUCGGUGUCAUGACGUGGUGGUUGGUCAGCCCCCCGGCUCGGAAAGAGGUAGAUAAAUAGCAUGUGAAACUGCUUUAGGCAUGAUUAGGAGGGAAUAACUCAAGCGAAUCAAUCUUUUCCAGAGCUAUGAGUGUUUAUGGAAAUAUCUCACCCUCUCCUUCAACUUGGAGAGUUAAGGAAGCAAUGAAACAUAAUGUGCGCAAUA